AUGGAGAACAAGCCCGACUACCGUGCGUUGUACCUGAAGCCGCCUCCGCCGCCGCCACCGCCUCCGCCGCCAUGUUUGCCGCCAACCGAGCUGCCGAACCACGCCGUGGCCCCGUUCGAUCCGGGUUUGGGCUGUUCCGCGGCGGAUCCGAGGCUUCUGUUCCACGGUGCCAAUUCUGCUUGGAUCCCCGAGACCGACAAACCGUACAUGUGUUCCAGCUGCGGCAAGGGUUACACCCACAUCUUCACGCUGAACCGUCAUCGUCGCACCGUGUGCGGAAAGAUACGCAACACAAGCGGCAAAUGGAAGUGUCCCCGUUGCACCCGUUCCUACGUAACCGAGGGGAAUCUCGUGCGUCACGUGCGAUUCGAGUGCGGGGUACGUCGGAAGUUCUGUUGUAUCUUCUGCAACCGGAAGUUCACGCAACGUUGCAGCCUGAUCAGACAUCUACGGAACUUCCACAACGAGAGCAUCGACAGCACCGGGGGCGCUGGGAUACCGCCCGAAUACCAGAUGAGCGUGUGUCACAUGAACGCCAAGAGCCCCGUCGACGAUUCGAGGGAGUGAAGAAACAUCCUGGGCUAGAUUGCAGACCCUCCUCCCCGCC
This is a messenger RNA of Dufourea novaeangliae, 607 nucleotides long. RefSeq names its product zinc finger protein 467-like. The transcript has 2 exons. The record is from RefSeq and is a predicted model, not a curated record. Bases 1 to 567 code for a protein of 188 amino acids. Gene Ontology annotation, biological process: regulation of transcription by RNA polymerase II. Gene Ontology annotation, cellular component: nucleus. Gene Ontology annotation, molecular function: sequence-specific DNA binding; DNA-binding transcription factor activity, RNA polymerase II-specific. Lineage: Eukaryota; Metazoa; Arthropoda; Insecta; Hymenoptera; Halictidae.